GCGCAUGCGCGCGGGGGCGCUGCCAGGCCGGGGCGCCCGUCCGCCGAGGGCUGCUGGCGGGGGUACGCGGUUCGGAGCGGCCGGGGGCUGCGCUGCUGCGGGCGGGAGACAAGGAAGAAGUGGCUGGUUCCACUAUGUGUGCGUCAGCCAAAUAUAACACUCGGGGUCCAGCCCUCAUUCCAAGAAUGAAGACUAAGCACCGCAUCUACUACAUCACUCUGUUUUCCAUUGUCCUGCUUGGCCUCAUUGCCACAGGCAUGUUCCAGUUCUGGCCACACUCCAUUGAGUCAUCCAGUGACUGGACAGUGGAGAAGCGUAGUGUCCACGAUGUGCCUGUGGUAAAGCUUCUGACUGAUAGUCCCAUUCCAGAGCGGGGGGACCUCAGCUGCAGGAUGCACACCUGCUUUGAUGUCUAUCGUUGUGGCUUCAAUCCCAAAAACAAGAUUAAGGUUUAUAUAUACUCACUGAAGAAGUAUGUAGAUGAGUAUGGGACACCAGUCAGCAACACCAUCUCUCGGGAGUACAAUGAGCUGCUGACAGCCAUCUCUGACAGUGAGUUCUACACGGAUGAUGUCAACAGGGCUUGCCUCUUUGUGCCGUCCAUAGAUGUGUUGAACCAGAACACACUCCGAAUCAAGGAAACAGCGCAGGCUUUGGCACAGUUAUCCAGAUGGGAUCGAGGCAUAAACCACUUGUUGUUCAACAUGCUGCCUGGAGGCCCACCGGAUUACAACACAGCAUUGGAUGUUCCCAGAGAUAGGGCUCUGUUGGCUGGAGGAGGCUUCUCCACAUGGACCUAUCGACAAGGCUAUGAUGUCAGCAUUCCUGUUUAUAGCCCAUUGUCUGCAGAGGUCGAAUUGCCAGAAAGAGUACCCGGUCCACGCAGGUACUUCAUCCUUUCAUCGCAAAUGGCUUUGCAUCCAGAGUAUCGCUUUGACUUGGAGGCUCUUCAUGCUGAGAAUGGGGAAUCUGUGCUGAUUCUGGACAAAUGCACAAAUCUUUCAGAGGGAGUCCCAUCUGUUCGUAAACGUUGUAACAGGAACCAGGUCUUUGAUUACCCUCAGGUGCUUCAGGAAGCUACAUUUUGUGUCGUGCUGCGUGGUGCGCGCCUGGGGCAGGCUGUGUUAAGUGAUGUGCUUCAGGCUGGCUGUGUCCCUGUCAUCAUUGCUGACUCCUAUAUUUUACCUUUCUCUGAAGUUUUGGACUGGAAGAGAGCCUCUGUUAUAAUACCAGAAGAAAAGAUGCAUGAAGUGUACAGCAUUCUGCAAAGCAUUCCCCAACGACAGAUUGAAGAGAUGCAGAGACAGGCAAGAUGGUUCUGGGAAGCUUAUUUUCGGUCAGUGAAAGCAAUUGCUUUGGCAACCCUUCAGAUUAUCAACGACAGGAUCUACCCAUAUGCUGCCAUAUCUUAUGAAGAAUGGAACGAUCCCCCAGCUAUUAAAUGGAGCAGUGUGAGCAACCCACUCUUCCUUCCAUUGAUCCCACCACAGUCUCAAGGCUUCACAGCUAUAGUGUUGACUUACGACCGGGUGGAGAGUCUCUUCCGAGUCAUCACUGAAGUGUCCAAGGUGCCCAGUCUAUCCAAGUUGCUGGUUGUCUGGAACAACCAGAAUAAGAAUCCACCGGAAGAUUCUCUGUGGCCGAAGAUUCGGGUUCCCCUGAAGGUGGUUAGGACUGCAGAAAACAAGCUUAGUAAUCGCUUUUUCCCGUAUGAUGAGAUUGAAACAGAGGCAGUAUUAGCCAUUGAUGAUGACAUCAUCAUGUUGACCUCAGAUGAACUGCAGUUUGGUUAUGAGGUUUGGCGGGAGUUCCCUGAUAGGCUGGUUGGAUAUCCUGGUCGCCUACAUCUCUGGGACCAUGAGAUGAACAAGUGGAAGUAUGAGUCGGAAUGGACCAAUGAAGUCUCUAUGGUGCUCACAGGGGCAGCUUUUUAUCACAAGUAUUUUAACUACCUUUACACCUACAAAAUGCCUGGAGACAUCAAGAACUGGGUGGAUGCUCACAUGAACUGUGAAGACAUUGCUAUGAAUUUUCUAGUGGCAAAUGUUACAGGCAAAUCGGUUAUUAAGGUGACCCCACGAAAGAAAUUCAAAUGUCCAGAGUGCACGGCCAUAGAUGGGUUAUCGUUGGACCAAACGCACAUGGUAGAAAGAUCUGAAUGCAUCAAUAAGUUUGCCUCUGUCUUUGGGACCAUGCCUCUGAAAGUGGUAGAGCACCGUGCAGAUCCUGUCCUCUACAAAGAUGACUUCCCUGAGAAACUGAAGAGCUUCCCUAAUAUUGGCAGCUUGUAAAAGGUGGUUACGAGACUAAAAAAAUGCAAAAACAGUGACUGGUGCUAAGACAAGCACAAGGCUCUGAAGGAAAAUGCAGAGAGGGGACUUUAGUGUGAGCAAAGGAAGAUUGAUACCAGGCUUCUGGUAUACCUGUCCUUCCUGCACAAUGUAUAAGACUGUAACGCAGAGCCAUGGAGUUCUUUUCUUGUUGUACAUUUACACAGGAUUGACUCUAUUUAUGGUUCCACUGAAAAUGCCAGUAAAAUGCCAGGACAAUCCCCUCCCCCCAUGUGAAGGCUUCACAUCUGGAAGAAUAAAACAGCAUCUUACUUUGUAGGGGCUAACUGGCAUGAUUCACCACUUUUAAACAGUCUAGCCCUUCUUUAUUUUAGUGUAUCUACCAAAUAUGAGAGCAAACUGUUUUUAAUACUGGCUGCAAUAUCCAGCCUGUUUUUUUCCAUGAGGCUGACAUGCCUGCAUUUGUUGAGAUGAGUUGUUGGUUUUAAGUAAUUGUGCAACAAGCCUUUCUGACUUUUUAGGCUUAGGAAGAUAAAUGUUUAUUUUUUAUUUAAAAAAUCACAAGCUUUUGUCACAGUGCUUAGGGGGCUAAACAUUUUGUAUUAAGUGAUUGCAAUGAGAGUUGAUGCUGAUGGCAGCCAAGACAUUAUCCUUAACUUAAAGAUUUGUGGAAUAUACUUUUUGUCACUACACUUCUUUCCUAUAUAUGAAUCUCAGGUUUUCUGCUGUUCCUGUAGAAGAUAAUUUUACCUAGUAUAAAAUGCAGUCUUUUUUUUUUAAAGGAAAAACGCAUCUUAAAGCUUUUGCUUUCUCUUACCAAGACAAAUCAGUUGUUGGUUCAUACUCAUACAGCACAUCCACAUAUGGAACAGCCACUAAAAUGUGAUUCUUGUGUGUAUGUAUUUCUAAGAGCCAGUUAAAAUAGACUCUUGAUUGGGAUGCUUUAGUCAAGGGUGAUCCUGUCUUGAGCAGGGGGUUGAACUAGAUGACCUCUUGAGGUCCCUUCUAACCCCUUACACAAAUGUUUUAUGUAUUAUGUGCAACAUACUAAUAACAUGUAGGUAGAAAUCACUCUCAUAAACUACCAUCAUGUGAAAAACUGGUGGGUAGCCUGUGAUCAAACCUACUGCCACAGGAUGCUAAGAAGGCCAGAAGUCUUAGUAUUAUUUAAACAAGGAGGAGACUACACAUUUUUAUGAACUGUAGAAUCAUUUUUAUGAACUGUAGAAUCAUUUCUGCAAGCUGAAGUUAAUUUAAAUAGGACUGUUAGCUGCAGCUAUGCUACAGAAGGCCCAUCAGUCUUCAUGCGUUGGUAUAUAAGCUGAUGCCAAGCUAGGCCCAGAAGGGAGUUUUCCGUGCUCCAGUGAUAGAAUGUCCCCUGGUUUGGUGCAUUAUGGGUGGUUUGCACUUUCCUCUGACACUUUUUGGAUUGCUGUUCUUGGGGCCAUCAUACUGAAUGGGCUAUCUUUUUGUUACAGUAAGGCCAUUCUUCGGAUUCUGCCAAACCCCAAACAGUGGGACAAGUGUUAGAAAGCAUAGUUCAUCCAUCUGCCUUGAGAGUGACAGGCAGCAAUGGCAAAAACCAAAUGGAAGUCAGGCCAGAAACAGGAAACAUCUGCUCCUGUUUGUGUCACCCCACUAAGACUUUCCUUAUUAUCCAGCACAGUGGAUAUGCUGUGAAUGAAAAUCAUGUGGGAACAGUAGCUCUGAAGGGAUGUCUCAGCUCCUGUGGGAAGUGUUUUUCACAUGGAUUCCCCCAUUCUUUGGGAAUGUUUAAUUACCAGUAAAUUCUAGAGCUUGUUUUUAACUUUGCAGUCUUUGCUAUGUUCCUGAUAUGCUGCGGGAGAUGACAUUGGGGUGCAGGUGUAGCUUUUUCAGGGACAGGAAGGACUUUCUGAAUAGAGAGGGUAUCAAAAGAUAAGGUACGCUCUUCACCGUUGAGCAGUUCUUGCUAGCAGCCUCACCUGCUCACACACAAACACUUACUUCUAGAAUCUGUUGGUUUAUGUCAGAAUAAUGUCUUUGUGCUUGAAUAUCAGAAACUCCAGUUCACUUACCACUGAGCAGUCUGUUUUAAAAGGGAAGUUAUGGAAGCGAUAAUUAUGCUCAUGAAUAGGAGCUGACCUCAGGAUGACAGAGUUUUGAAGCUGCUGUGGUCUGUUCGUUCUUUCCCAAGUUCAUAGACAAAGCCUACAUGUAGGUUUGGCACAGACAGUUAAAGGACAAGGAGGAUUUCUGAUUGGUGGUGGGAAUAUGGUGGCCUAGAAAUAAAAGGAGAAGGUGACUUACCCAUGUAAGCUGAUGUUAUAGUGCUGAAUCUCAAAGUGGGCAGCAGUCAGAAGAUGGUGGGCACUAACAGACUAGUGUUCCUUCCUUGAUGUGCUCAAGAGCCAGUGACUCUAAAACUGUCACGUUUUGUCCUGCAGUGUUUUACAGCUGUGUUUUAUACCCCAGUCUCUUCUUUGUAAUGAUACUGUGUCUCUGUUUUAUAACAUGACAAAUGACCUCACUGUAAAGUUGGGCAGCUGACAGUUCUGUAGCCUGGGCUAAUUCCCCAUUCCAUUUAUAAUUGUUGUGUUUUAAAGAUGAUGCAAAACUUUAAAAAGUGCAAAGUGUUUUUAUGUUUAAAUUGGGAUGAUUUCAUCAUCAGUCAUUGUCAGCUAAUCAGCUUGUUUAUUUUAUCAGAGUCGUCCAAUACUGAUAAUAUAUAUUAAAAGAAAACUUAUCUCUAAA
Alligator mississippiensis (American alligator) is the source of this 5024-nucleotide messenger RNA. RefSeq names its product exostosin glycosyltransferase 2 (gene EXT2). NCBI's taxonomy places the organism in Eukaryota, Metazoa, Chordata, Crocodylia, Alligatoridae. The record is from RefSeq and is a predicted model, not a curated record. The transcript has 14 exons. Gene Ontology annotation, cellular component: membrane. The coding region runs from base 135 to 2291 and encodes 718 amino acids. Gene Ontology annotation, molecular function: glycosyltransferase activity.